This is a messenger RNA of Fusarium falciforme, 5049 nucleotides long. RefSeq lists its product as hypothetical. Gene Ontology annotation, molecular function: protein binding. The record is from RefSeq and is a predicted model, not a curated record. Lineage: Eukaryota; Fungi; Ascomycota; Sordariomycetes; Hypocreales; Nectriaceae. The coding region runs from base 1 to 5049 and encodes 1682 amino acids. The transcript has 6 exons.
AUGCGGCGUUUAAAGAACUUGAUACGACGUGGGAGGGAGCCCUCGCCGGCGCCUUCCUCAAGCACCAACGCCGACCCCGCAAGCACCUGCACAACUGGAUCUGGAUCAUGCCGACCUGGCCCAGAGCCCACAGAAACUUCCAUCAUCCACAAACCCCACGACCGACCUCAAGAUGCAGACGAGGCAAGAGAACCGUCUACCUGGGCGGGUCUUUGGGCCGAAGCAUACAGGAUAGUAAAAGAGGACCCAGAGAAUUCUCACCUGCUGGCGGCAUUUGAGGCCUACCUGGGAAACGACACAGGCUUAGAUUCAGAUGAAGCUCCCGCUGCUCCCGAGGAUGAGACAAUACGCCUUGGUCUGAUCCAAAAGCUCGCCCAAGAGAAACUUGAGGGGCUCUCGGAAGCCCAUCUCGCCUUCUCCCUCCGUGGAAGACGUAUCGUCGUGCGGAAUGCCGUCCUCAAAGCCGUGAAAUUGGUUUCGAGCUUCAAGCCCAUCAUCAAUGGCGCCGUUGCGGCUGAACCGCAUGCCGCCUUGGCUUGGGCUGGCGUUUUGACUCUUCUUCCAAUGCUAGAAAACCUCUUCCAGCAAGACGAAGAUGCAGCGAAUGGCCUAACCAACAUUUUGUUCCUUCUUAUCCGGUACCAAGGAAUCCAAGAGUCGAUUCUUGGUGCCGAAUUCGAGGACGCAAGUCAAACUGAAACUGCCCGCCAGCUGCUUUCAAGCAUCAGAACCAAGCUCGUCAGCGUCUACGCCCAAGUCUACAUGUACCAAAUUCGAUUUGUCCUCCAAUACGCCAGGGGCAAAGUCCGUCGUGCUCUCAGAAACACCGUGAGCGCCGAUGGGUGGAAGCAGAUGUGGAGUGAGAUCGAGUCGACCAGCCGCCUCAUCGACCAAGGUGUGCAAGAUCGACUUGGAGUCAGAGCACUGGAGACAUGGCGACGGGUGAAUGACAUCGAAACAAGAGCCGAGAGAAUUGAGUCCUUGCAGCAGGCUACACUAGCAGCAGUGCAGACUGGAAACGAGGCACAGCUCUUGCUGUCACUACCGUUUGCGGGAAAUGCCAUCUUUGAUUCCGCCGAAACCUUGAGUGCUGACGCCCCUUGCCUACCGGGGACCCAACGCCGUAUUCUGAGCGAGAUCCAGGACUGGGCAGAGAACCCCAAUGGAGAAGUGAUCUUCUGGCUACAUGGCAUGGCAGGGACAGGAAAAACCAGUGUUGCACUAACAGUUGCGAACGCUCUUAACGAACGAGAACCGUUCACGGCUGGAAGAACGCCCCCAAGCACCGCUUUCCUCGGCGCUAGCUUCUUCUUUAAGCAAGGCGAUGCUACCAGAAACAAUACGGCGACCUUCUUUCCAACUCUGGCUAGAUGCCUGGCGGAAGUAUUUCCUGAUUUCAAAUCACACAUCGUCAGUGCCAUAAAUGAGAGAUUGGCGAUUGGGACGAAGGCACCAUCGCAGCAGCUUAGACAUCUGAUUGUUGAGCCUCUCUCUGUCCUUGAUGAGGAGACAUAUUUGCCCGUUCGACUCGUGGUUGUGGUUGACGCACUGGAUGAGUGCUUGGAACAAGAAGAAGCCAAGGUGCUCCUGGAAAUGCUCGCGACUCUUGAGCAUCUCCAUCAAGUCCAACUUCGGCUCUUGAUUACCAGCAGACGAGACAAGCACCUUGUUGGAGGCUUUGAAAGACUUCCUAGCGUCUUGUACCGACCUGUCCUUCUUGAUAAAGUGCAGACAUCUACGGAAAAGAACGGGUCUACGGACGACAUCACGUUCUAUCUCUCGUACACCUUGGCCAAGAUCGCCGAAAAGCACGGCGUCUCGCAGAACUGGAUUGAUGAGGCAGACGUUCACAAGCUCAGUCAAAAGGCCGAUGGUCUCUUCAUUUACGCAGCUACUGCAUGCCGCUUUCUGGAUGCCGAAGACUUUGCCGACGAGGAGGCCAGACUCGAGCGUCUGGAGCAAAUCUUUGAAGAUGAUGGGGAAGUUAAAGGCCCCCAGCAGAAAGUCGACGAGAUUUACCUCAAGGUUCUGUCGUUCCCACAUCUGGCUAGUUCCACGAAAAAGACAAGAAAGAGAGUUUAUUCUCGCACAGGCACAAUCCUUGGUUUUCUCGCGGUUCUCUUUGAGCCUGUCUCUGUUUCUUCACUUGGAGUCUUUGUCUCCCUCCCAAAAGAGACGCUAGAUGACAUACUGCGUCAACUGAAUUCGAUUGUGAGCGUCCCUCAGGACGAGAAAUCUCCCCUUGGACUCGUGCAUCUAUCGUUCCGCGAUUUUAUCUUGAACGAGGAGCGAUCCAAGCAGUUGCAGUUCCGGAUCGAAGAAACUGCAAUGCAUCGAAAAGUUUUACGGCGUUGCCUUGACAUCAUGUCCUCAGAGCUUUUUCAGGACAUUUGCAAAGUCAUCUUGCCAGCAAAGCUGGCUUCUGAGGUACCGCGCCGCCAGAUAGAGCAGAACAUCCCUCAACAUCUGCGAUAUGCGUGCCGCUAUUGGAUCGAUCACCUCGCCAAGUUGGAUCAAGACGGUCGUCUGGAGAAUGAGUUGCAGGAUAAUGGAGAGAUCCAUGCGUUCCUCAAAGAGCGAUUCUUGUACUGGCUCGAAGCCAUGAGUUUCAUUGGGGAGACACCAACGACAAUUACUAUGAUCAACAAGCUGCAGGGCAUGAUAAAUACAGCCGAUUCCCCUGGACUAUUUUCCUUUGCCUACGACGCCAGGCGCUUUGUGCUUGCCAACAGAUGGGUCAUUGAUCAUGCACCCCUGCAGAUUUACGCCUCCGCACUUAUCUUCAGCCCACAGAAUAGUGUGAUACGCUCCCAAUUCACAGAUCUGAUGCCUCCUUGGAUCACCCAGAAACCGAUUACUGAAGAGAAUUGGACCCCGCUGAUUACUACUCUCGGCGGUCAGGCCUCUGUCUACUAUUGUAUUGCUUUCUCGCCCACCGAAGACUUGUUAGCGUCUGUAUCCUCGAAUGGGACGGCAAGUUUGUGGGACUACAUCACCGGAACCGAACGAUUCAAGUUCGAAGGGCGCGGGCCUAGAGAGGCGCAUUGUGUUUCUUUCUCAGCUGAUGGCAAAAGAAUUGCAAUUGGAUUAGACAAUGGGUCGCUACAAGUGAGAGAGUUUGCCAAAGGCAAGGUUAUCGAAUUAAGGGGCCACGGAGAGAGUAUCUCGCACGUCGCAUUUUCACCUCGAGAUCACAGAAUCUUGGCAUCAGUAGGGACUCGUGGCACGCGGUUUAUAUGGAAUGUCGACAAGAGGCGGAUAAUCCACAAAUGCCGUUAUUCAGGCGAAGAGUUUGGAGAGCCAGUUUCAUUCUCUGGAGACGGUAGCCUGGUUUACUUUGCAGGGCAAGGGGGAGGCGGCCCUCCCGUGUUGAUGAGUGUGGAAACAGGAGACUGUAUCGAGAUGCCCGAGACUGGGGAAGACGACGACAUUUUGACAACCACAUUUUCUAUCGAUGGCCAGACUGUGGCAACGGCUACAAAGGAAGCAGUCACAAUCAAGGAUUUAUCAACAGGGAUUCAACGCUUUCAAGGACCGUCCAAGGACGUCACGCAAAUGGCUUUCUCGCCAGAUGGGAAGGUGUUGGCUCUUGUGAUUGGCCAAUCUGAUGUUGAGCUUCAUGAUGUGAAAAAAUGGGCUGUUAUUGGAAGCUUUCACACUACUAGAUAUGUUGAACAUAUUGCGUUCUGCAGAGACGGCAACACGAUCGCGAUAUACGGCGGGGCUGGCCUUCAGCUUUGGGAUACGAGCAGUGUGAUCGAUGGACUGCCCGUGGAAGAACCGACAAGUUUUGAAGAUUUGAUGUUCCUGCCCAACAGCGAUAGCCAGGUGCUAGGCCAUUCAGCCGACGGGGCGAGAGUGUUGGAUGCGUCUGGUGGACAUGUCAAAUCACGGCCUUUGGAUUUGGAUUUAGUCCGGCAAGCGAGAACCUCCCCAGACAAAAGAUUUGUCGCGAUGAAUGGCCCGAGGACCCAGUUAUGGGACAGCAGCAUGUCGAAACUGCUGUUUGAAACCGAUGAGUCAGAUUAUGUCGUUUUUUCCCAGGACGGCACUCGCAUGGUGUUACCAGACUACCGCUCCGGCUGCAACUUGCGGGUAUUUGAUACGAAAACAUUCGAGGAGACUUGGGAACUCUCCCUGUCGGAUAAUGUAUGGCUGGCAACUUUUGAAAUCUCACCGAAUGGCCAGUUCAUCGGGUCCUGGUCCAACAUUGGCUUGAGCUAUCAAUUUCAGUUGUGGGACCUUGCAACGCAGAAAUCCAAAUUGUUGUUGGCUCCCGAGGAUCUAAGCGACCCAAGAGGAAUAAUCUUUUCUCCCGAUAGUCAAUUGGUUGCCCCGAUGUGGUUAAGCAGUGAUCUUCGCAGCGUAACAGUUAAGCUCAUAGAGGUAGCGACAGGGAGGGACAGGGGCAGCAUAUCGCACACGAACAGUUCUUGCCUCAAACCCGUCUUCCACAAUGACAACCAGCUCUUUGUGUCAGUGAAAGAUGAAAAUUUCAUCACGGGGUGGGAUACGAAACAUUUGAGCGAGAAAUUCUUUUUGGAAGGUAUUGACAAGCGUUUUGCCAAAGUGAGCUGGGACCUAAUCAUCACACCGACGGGACAACUUGUUGCAGUGAGAAACGGGCACGAUGAGAAUUUGGACUUUAUGAUAAUUCAUCAGUGGGAAAUUUCUACUGGUAAGGAGAUUGGGAGGUAUCGAAUCGAAGGUUGGUUACCUCAGCUGGAGCUUUCCGACGAUGGCCGAUAUCUGACAGGCCCGAGGGGGCGACUUCCUCUCUCACCAUCUCCAAUCACGAGCGGUGAGAAAGCCUACUCAGGAGAGUUUCAGAAAGACUGGCAGGAUCUCCUCUACUUGGGUGAGCGAUGGGUCUUCCAGGGGCUGACGAGGCUUGUUUGGCUCCCACCCCAGCAUCAAGAGAAUCAAGGACGCCGUGGAGCCGCGAGAGGCGAAACUGUUGCUCUCGGAGGCAGCGAUGGCGGGGUUAGGAUCAUCAAGUUCGACCUUGCCAAGACGCCGUUGGUGACAGGUCGAAGUUAUGCAGAUUAG